ACGAGGGCCGCAGCAGAGGGGUCGCUAUCGCGCGUGGCGAAGCGCUAUUAUCUGGCGUUUGGAACCCAAAUUUCAAGGCUAAAAGUGCAUUGGUUGACUGACGCUCCGCUCCUUUUUCUGGUCCUUGAUCUUCUCGUUCCCCUCCCCUCCCUUCCCUUUCGGUUUUCCCCGUCCCCACUAGGAAGGCGACGCUAGUAAACUCAAGGCAGAUCCAGAACCAUCUAGAGUUGGCGUCGUGCCCCCAUCUCCCCAAAUUUAGAACAGAUCGGAACCGGGCGCGGCGAGCCACAGGGACCGUCAGAGCUGGAGCGUCGCGCCGUCAUGGUCUCAGGGGACCGUGGGAGGCGGGGUUGGUGCGGGGCUGACUCGUGCGAGAGUCCUCGGGGACCCGGUGACGCAGCCCCUCCCCGGGACAUCCACUGUAUCCCAGACUAGUCCCUGAUGGCCUGCUGUUUCCCUGGGUCGUCCCUAUCCUCCUUGAGCUUGGUCGACACCAUUAAAAACCGUACAUGGCGAGUUCAGACUGCUAUGGAGCCUUAAGAAAUUGCGCAGCGAGGCGAUUGGACCAUGAGGACGAGCAGCCCCGCUGAGGACAUGAGGUCUAGAGGAUCCGCCGUGAGAAGAUUGCUACUGUGCUAAGCGCGCUAUCUGGAAUCCCAACCCACAACUGGGCUGCGAGGGGUUAAAGGCGCCACGGAAAGAAAAGUAGUCCCGGCCUCCCGGAAGGAAAAGUAGUCCCCGCCCCGCCCCAGCUGGGCGGAGGGACGCAUCACUCAGGGGUGGGGAAAACAGAUCCAUGCGCAGGGUUGCUGAGGGUGAAACUUUUCAUUGACUUUGCUCACUUCGGGCCCGGGCGCGGGAAGGUGCUGGUUGUUCGUUCUUACUGUCGUGGGAGCCGAGAAACCAGAAGGACAGAACUUGCCCGCCGGCCACGUCCCGGGCCGGCGUCCAUCCACCGCGUGACGGGUGCUAUCCUCGGGCCCGCCAUCCCCGCACCGUCGCCGGCGAGCUCGACCUCCCGAAACAGCGGCAAGAAUCACAUGAACUCGGUCUUCGUCCCUCUCAACGACAUAAAAGGACACCGUGGCCCUCAGCCUCGCGGCGCCGGGGAGGCUGGGCGAGAGACCUCCGUCCCGCGGCCUGCAGAGCUCCCCUUCGCGGAGAACCGAAACCCUCUGGAUCAUCUUCUGCUCCCACCGCUGCUCUUGGCCUGUGCACGUGUCCUGUGCUGAUUCUCUGCCCAAGAGAGGAUCAUGCAGUUGGAGAUCAAAGUGGCCCUAAACUUCAUCAUCUCCUAUUUAUACAACAAGCUGCCACGGCGCCGGGCAGACCUGUUUGGGGAGGAGCUAGAGCGGCUCUUGAAAAAGAAGUAUGAAGGCCACUGGUACCCUGAGAAGCCAUUGAAGGGUUCUGGCUUCCGCUGUGUCCACAUUGGGGAGAUGGUAGACCCUGUGGUGGAGCUGGCUGCCAAGCGGAGUGGUCUAGCAGUGGAGGAUGUGCGUGCCAACGUACCCGAAGAGCUGAGUGUUUGGAUUGACCCUUUCGAGGUAUCCUACCAGAUUGGAGAGAAGGGAACUGUGAAAGUCCUGUACCUGGAUGACAGUGAAGGUGGUGGUGCCCCAGAGCUGGACAAGGAGAUCAAAAGCAGCUUCAACCCUGACGCCCAGGUAUUUGUGCCCAUCGGCAGCCAGGACAGCUCCCUGUCCAGCCUCUCCCGCCCAUCCUUUGGCCAGUCACCCAGCCCCACCUUUAUUCCCCGAUCUGCCCAGCCUAUCACCUUCACUACUGCCUCCUUUGCUGCCACCAAAUUUGGCUCCACAAAGAUGAAGAAGGGUGGUGGGGCAUCAAAUGGUGUAAGUGUGGCUGGCAGUGGGGCAAGUGGCCAGCAGCCACCGCAGCAGCAGCCUCGCAUGGCCCGCUCGCCCACAAAUAACCUGCUGAAGCACAAGAGCCUCUCUUUGUCUCUGCAUUCACUGAACCUCAUGACAGCCAGUCCGGCCUCUCAGUCCCAGCUCUCACCCAAUGCCAAGGAGUUUGUGUACAACGGUGAUGGCUCAUCCAGCCUCUUCUUUGAUGGGGUGGAUGGCCAAGGCAACAGCACAUCAGUCCCCUUCGGGAGUAGUGGAGCUACCACUUGCAACCACAGCAGCUUUGAUGUGUCCCAGGUAUUCGGAGGUGGCACUAACAGCCUCUUCCUGGAGAAAACACCCUUCGUGGAAGGCCUCAGCUACAACCUGAACACCAUGCAGUACUCCAGCCAGCCCUUCCAGCCUGUCGUGCUGGCCAACUGACCAUCUUCCUGUCUGCCAGGCCAGGAGCACCCACGACCACAGAAAAGAGAACUGUACAAAAAGAUUCCAAUCUUCUCAUUGUCACAAUUAGGAAAAAGAUCCGCCCAGGCACAGAGUAGGAGGGGGUUCCCAAAGCACGAAGUUGUGUCUAACUCAGCCACUGGCUACUUUCCUGCCUGCCUCUAAUUUCAUUUGGUUUGAGUUUUGUAAUUUUUUUUUUGUUGUUACAUGUAGUUUUCUAUAUGACAUCUUUAAUUAGUGGUUUCCUACGCUAAGAAUGGUCCAGAUGUGAACUGCUGCUCCCCACUCCCUCCUUCAUGCUCCUUUGGGAUUGGUGUGUGCAAGCUCACAGGGAAGGAAGAGCAGCAGCUGGAACCAGACAUACCCUGGAGCAGGGAGAGGCUGGCCCCCCUGGCCAUGGCCUCUACACUAUCUUCUCAGGCCCUGCCACCAAAUAUGUCUGGCCCUAGGCUCAGCUCCCCCUCAGGCUGGGCUACAGGAGCUGCUGACUGACCACUUGACACCCUCCCCCUAAAGCUAAAUUCUGUGACUAUAGGGAGGUUAGCACUUUUUCUAGUUGGAAUCCUCUGUCCUGUGGCCCCAUCCCUCACCCCUCACCCCUUCUUGGCCUGGAUAAGAUAUAUGUAGCCCCCUCUCUCCAGUGCAGCCUUUCCCCGAGGAGGCUGGGGUAGAGUAUAGAGGUAGGAGUAAGUGUAUGUGUUUUUGUGUGUACAUUCAUGCCUGUGGGUGUGUGUGGCUUGCUGUUGUGUUCUAGAGGAUUCCAAGCCACGUGG
Arvicola amphibius (Eurasian water vole) is the source of this 3085-nucleotide messenger RNA. RefSeq names its product transducer of ERBB2, 2 (gene Tob2). Gene Ontology annotation, biological process: regulation of gene expression. NCBI's taxonomy places the organism in Eukaryota, Metazoa, Chordata, Mammalia, Rodentia, Cricetidae. Gene Ontology annotation, molecular function: transcription corepressor activity. The record is from RefSeq and is a predicted model, not a curated record. Gene Ontology annotation, cellular component: cytoplasm; nucleus.